Messenger RNA from Alnus glutinosa, 2723 nucleotides. RefSeq names its product LEAF RUST 10 DISEASE-RESISTANCE LOCUS RECEPTOR-LIKE PROTEIN KINASE-like 1.2. Gene Ontology annotation, molecular function: ATP binding; polysaccharide binding; protein kinase activity. NCBI's taxonomy places the organism in Eukaryota, Viridiplantae, Streptophyta, Magnoliopsida, Fagales, Betulaceae. Bases 382 to 2424 code for a protein of 680 amino acids. The transcript has 5 exons. The record is from RefSeq and is a predicted model, not a curated record. Gene Ontology annotation, biological process: protein phosphorylation.
UGGAAGCCGCUUCAGGAGUGCGGUACCUGUGAGAGCUCCGGUGGGUAUUGUGGGUACAACAGUACACGCGAGAACGCCAAGUUCUUGUGCUUUUGCGAGGAUGGCAGCAUCAGUGGUGAACGCUGCAAAGGAAACUCCAUGGUGCUUUCGUAGCCUCACCUCCGCCAUCGCCCGCCAGCUUGACUUCAACCAAAGUUUCUAACGUACGGAUUCAAUAGCCACGCGCGUCACGUCUUCUCUCUCUCUGAUACGACAAUUCAAACAUGCAAUCUAUUUCACAUUCCACCUCUCUCCAAUAUUCAACAAUAUGCUCCCUUCUACUUUACAAAACCCAUCUCUCACUUUAUCAUUCAUUCAUUUUUCUCUGUCAUUUUUGAAACAAUGGAUCAUGUCCAUCUCUCUCUUUCUUCCAUCAUCAUCCUCUCCUUCUUAACAAUACUACCGCCAUCUUACUGCGACGAAGAUGAACAACCUUUUGUGGUGUGCAACCUUACCUAUAACUGUGGAAGGCUCAACAAUAUUACGUACCCUUUCUGGGGAGACAACCGACCUGAAUAUUGCGGUCAGCAUGGGUACAAUCUCAGCUGCCGCAACAAUGACUACCCAGUUCUCAGAAUUGAAGAACUAGAAUUCCGCGUGCUAAACAUCAACAAAUCUACUCGAACCUUCACAAUUGCAAGGUUGGACCUCUUGGAUGGUCCUUGUCCUCCUCCUCCACAUGCACCUCCAGUGUUCCAAAGUACCACCUUGAAUCACACGUUGUUUGAUUACGCUUCAACCGUUCAAAACAUAACGUUACUCUACGGCUGCCCCCUUCAAGAGACCAUACCUCCAGCCCCAAAUAGAUUUAAUUGCGUUGGAGAUAGUGAUGGGAAAAUUAAUGCUUACGUCAUAGACGAAUUAUACCCCUUCGGCAUUCAUGAUCUUCAACAACUUGUAGAGAAAUGCAACCACAGUAUCAAGGUUCCGAUUCUCCGGACUAGUUCUACAGAUCUUCUUGAAGACCCUCAGGGUGAAGCUCCGGAGGAAGUGCUUCAACAAGCAAUGGAUCAAGGUUUUGAGGUGGAAUACAGCGAUGCAUAUUUGGCGAGUUCCUGUAAGGCGUGUGAGGCAUCUGAUGGGGUAUGCGGUUCUAACGCCACGCAGCAGUUUGUCUGCUAUUGCAGUGACCAUGUGCAAUCUUAUAAAUGUCCAAAGUCUGGUAAAGCAAACUGGAAAUUGAAGACUAUUAUAGGUGUUUGCGCUUCUAUUGGAACUGUGGCUAUAAUGCUCAUCAUCUUCUUUAUCUAUCAACGCCGCAACAAGAAAAAAUAUGCUCCCUCAUCCUAUGUCUCCCGAAGCAUCUCUUCUUAUCCUUCUUCUGUGACGGAUCCUGAAAGGGGUGUUAGUAACUACUUUGGAGUUCCUCUCUUCAGCUACACUGAACUUGAAAAAGCCACUAACAAUUUUGAUUCAGGCAAAGAACUUGGAGAGGGAGGCUUUGGCAUCGUAUACUAUGGCAAACUUCAAGAUGGGCGUCAAGUUGCAGUCAAGCGCUUGUAUGAAAACAACUGCAGGAGAGUCGAGCAAUUCAUGAAUGAAAUUGCGAUCCUUACUCGCUUACGCCACCAAAACCUCGUCUCACUUUAUGGGUGCACCUCCCGCCACAGCCGUGAACUUGUGCUGGUUUAUGAAUACGUUCCCAAUGGCACCGUUGCUGAUCAUAUUCAUGGAGAAUACGCAAAACCUGGUGCACUGCCCUGGCCAACUCGAAUGAAGAUUGCCUUAGAGACCGCAAGUGCUUUGACAUAUCUCCAUGCUUCUGAUACUAUCCACCGUGAUGUGAAAACAAACAACAUUCUUCUUGACGACAAUUUUUGUGUGAAAGUCGCAGAUUUUGGACUGUCUCGCCUUUUUCCAACAGACGUCACUCACGUUUCAACUGCUCCACAAGGGACUCCUGGUUAUGUCGAUCCAGAGUAUCACGAAUGCUACCAGCUUACUGGCAAGAGCGAUGUCUUUAGCUUUGGGGUAGUCUUGAUCGAGCUUAUAUCAUCCAUGCCUGCCGUCGACAUCACAAGGCAUCGACACGAAAUCAAUCUGUCUAACAUGGCUAUCAACAAGAUUCAAAACCACACAUUGCACGAGCUUGUAGACCAAUCUCUUGGAUUUAAAUCAGACUACACGGUACAAAGAAUGAUAACUGCAGUGGCGGAGUUGGCAUUUCAGUGUUUGCAACAUGAUAAAGACCUGAGACCAUCUAUGGCAGAAGUACUGGAAGCACUACAGGAUAUACAAAAUAAGGACUACACUAAAGACGAGGCAGAGGAGAUGGACAUAGCAGCAGAUGAUGUUGGGUUGUUGAAGAAGGAUCCGCCGCCACUUUCUCCGGAUUCUGCUCUAAAUUGGAUCAGCACAUCUACAACAUCAAUUAGCAGUACUUAAAAUUAUCCUUCUUAUUUUCAACUUUCACUGAAUUUUAUAAUCCAUCAUAUGCCAAAUAUUUGUACCAGCGCCCCCCACAUAUACUAAACAUCCAUAGUUUGAGUGAGAAUACGAGCUGUACAAAUCAUGUCAGAGCUCUCGUGGGUUCACUUGGGGUUCAUGUUUUAAGCAGUGAAUUUGUUACAUUGAUUUAUCCUAUUCAUUAAUUAAGAGUUCAAUCUGUUUUUUCGGUUGCACAUGACCGUUGGAUGUGAAAGAAUUUGAAUAACAAAAGGAACCCUGUUUGUCAAUUCAUUAAA